Molecule: messenger RNA, 1688 nt
Organism: Anopheles aquasalis
Lineage: Eukaryota; Metazoa; Arthropoda; Insecta; Diptera; Culicidae
Gene: TSG101
Product: tumor susceptibility gene 101
Biological process (GO): protein modification process; endosome to lysosome transport; protein transport
Cellular component (GO): ESCRT I complex
Molecular function (GO): ubiquitin binding
Source: RefSeq, a predicted model, not a curated record
CUGUCAAAGAGGGAAAAAACAAAGUCCUUCAAUUUUCGUUGCCGUAGAAAUUAAAAUAUCUAAAAACCAAAGGACUCGUGGUCCUGCGAAACCCACUCGCGGGUCACAUCCCCCGUAGGCUUGUCUAGGUUGCCAUAGAGCCUUUCGAAAAGCAUCCAAUACGCUGCUGACCAAAAUGAACAAAGUAGACGAGGGUGCCCUAUCCCGGAUGCUUUCAUCGUACUGGGACCCUACGACGACGAAAAAAGACGUAAUAAACGCGCUACGCAUCUAUCAUGGUUUGCAGCAUCGAGUGGAAGAGUACGUGUUCAACGAUGGCAGCACCAAAAUGUUGCUCAACCUUCACGGGACGAUUCCGGUGAAGUUCAAGGGCAACACGUACAACAUUCCGAUCUGCAUCUGGCUGAUGGACACAUACCCGAAGAAUGCUCCGAUCUGCUACGUGAAACCGACGCCCGAUAUGCGAAUCAAGGUUUCGUCGUUCGUUGAUUUCAACGGGAAAAUCUAUCUGCCAUAUCUGCACGAGUGGGAUCCGAGAAAUGCUGACCUAUUGGAUCUGAUUCAAAUCAUGAGUGUAACGUUCGGAGAUGUACCACCAGUUUAUUCCAAGGGACCAGAUACCUACCCCAAACAGCAACCUUAUAUGCCUCCGAUGCCACCUACCACUAGCACCCCGUACAUGCAACCAUAUCCUCAGCAACCAGGUGGAUUCCCACCGUAUCCAGUACCGGGAGCAGGUCCAGGAUAUAAUGGCUAUGGACAGCCACCCGGUGCACAGGGAGCAUCAGGGCAAGGAUAUCUACCGUACGCAGGAGCAGGCGGUGCCGGUGGCGGCGGAAUGCCUCCUUACCCACCCGUUCCGGGUUCUAUCUCAUCGACGCCUCUGAACCAGGGAACGGGGACCAUCACCGAGGAACAUAUCCGGGCAUCGUUAAUCAGUGCGGUGGAGGAUAAACUGAAGCGUCGCGUGCACGAAAAGGUGAACCAGUGUCAGGCUGAAAUACAGACCCUGAAGAGGACGCAGAUGGAGCUGAACGAGGGACAGACCAAGAUUCAGGACAUCAUGACACGGCUGCAGCGUGACGAGCAGGAACUCACGAAGAGCAUCACGGUGCUGAAGGACAAGGAGAAGGAACUGGAACGGGCACUCGAAUCCAUCGAACAGGUGGACACGAUCGAUGUCGACGAAGCGGUCACCACGACGGCUCCACUUUACAAACAAUUACUGAAUGCCUACGCCGAGGAAGCGGCCAUCGAGGAUGCGACGUAUUUCAUCGGUGAAGCCCUGCGAAGCGGGGUGAUCGAUUUAGAGGUGUUUCUCAAGCAAAUCCGGCAGCUGUCCCGCAAGCAGUUUAUGCUACGUGCCCUGAUGCAAAAGUGCCGGCAAAAGGCGGGUCUGAUAGCCUAGGGCAGUCGGCACCGCAACCCUGCGUGUUCUAGAGGGUGAUCAUAUUACGUCCACUAUCCUCUUCAUAGGACGUUCCCAUUCGCAAAUGAUUAUGUUCGUGUCUGUGUUUUUUGUGCUUCAAGUUCUCGUGCCUCCCUUCGUUGCGUUGCGUAGGAUUAAGCUACCGCAGCAAGCCAUCAGCUAUAUUCAGCCUACCACCACCUAUCGUGAUAUUGUUUAUCUUCUCGGUUAUCAGCCUCUGCGAAUAAUAAAGAUUCUAUCCAUUUCAGAAAUAUCGAAA